This is a messenger RNA of Thunnus maccoyii (southern bluefin tuna), 3506 nucleotides long. Its product is annotated as CD209 antigen-like protein E. The transcript is spliced from 13 exons. The coding region runs from base 1842 to 2597 and encodes 251 amino acids. The record is from RefSeq and is a predicted model, not a curated record. Lineage: Eukaryota; Metazoa; Chordata; Actinopteri; Scombriformes; Scombridae.
CAGAGUGAUUAUCUAUGUGAACUGAUUCAUCUGUAUCAAUAGUGUGUUUGUGUAAUCUGUAAUAUAGUGAGUUUUUGAUCCUGGUCAAGGUUAGACCGUUGGCCCUGUAAUUUGUUAUUUAACGGUUAUUAAGCUUCGUCACAGAAAUCAUUUAUUAGUAUUGUAAGUUUCCUUUGAUUAUGAUUUUAUUUAUGUUAAAUAGUUUUACUGAGAGCGGGCUUGUAUCCCCCAGAUCCCGAAGUGCUUGUAAGCAAUAAACAGACAUCAUUGAAUCGACAUCGGAGCUGUCUGGGUGUCUUCGUUGGAGUCAACUGAUGUUACUAACUGUCAGCCGUUAGUCCACCAUCAUCAUCAUCAUCACAACACAACGCAGAGACUGUAGGCUGUCACUAUUAUCAGCGAUAUAAAGGAAACUUAACGGGGGUAUUAUAAACUGUGAGGCUAAUAUAGUCCCCCGUUAGACUCAGCACUGUCAUUAAGCUCAGCAAAGACAGACUGGACCUCAGUAGUUACGCUGAGUAGCAGAGACUCUGUGGCACUGGACUGCUGAGAGAGUCCAGGAGUAUCAGGAGCCAUGGGGACCACACCUCCUUUUGGAGACUCCUCAGUACCCCAUGAAAAUGAAAAGGGCCUACUGCCACUCAGUCAAGUUCAACAAACUGGGAAAAAGUCAGAGGGAACCUGGUGGACUGGUGGAGGGACGUAGAGCCAGACUGGGACAGAACCAAUGAUACGGGGAAUGGUCAAUGAGAAAGCUUCCUCAGUGACUGUCACCUUUUACUCUGAAGUCAGGAUCUUGAAAACUCUGCAUGAUGAGUCACAAAGAAGUCAACAAAGAAAAACAGAAAAAUAGAAAGACAGAAAGAAAGAAAGAAAGAAAGAAAGGCACUGGGUGUGAGGAGAUCUACAAUUAUACCAUUAAAGGAGUGAAGACAGGAAGGCAGAUAACAAAUGAGGAAGUGGCCAUGAAGAAUAUUUUUGAGGAACUUUAAGUUAUCUGACACACAAAGUAUCAAGUCUUAAGGUCUCUUUACCUUUUGGUAAUUUCUUGUCUUGCUGAUUGUUAUUUGUAUGCAACCAGGAGUGUUUUUAAGUCAAAAGAAAUUAAAAGGUGAUAAAUAGUUUUUAUUCUUUAGUUUGUGAGUAGGAGUAAAAGUGAAGGAUUUUUUCUUUUAUCUUUCAAUUAAGUUCAAAAGUUUACUAUUAGCAGUUGCAUAAAUACUGGCCUUGUUUACCUCUGAUGUUGAAAUCAAUCAAAUUAAAUUAUUUCCAAAGUAAAAAGUUUGUAACCAUGUUUACAUGUUCUUAUAGUGAUAGCAGUACUCAUAUAAAGUGUUAUUUUUUCUGUAUCAACUAUAUGUUUGUUGUUAAGUUGUUAAUAAAGAUGAUUCAAGGCCUGAAAUGUGACAAAGUCUGGGAGCAAUUUAGAGGAAAGUGUUAUUAUUUCUCCACCAAUUAUUCAUCCUGGGAAGAGACCAGACAUCUCUGCCAAAGUCAUGGAGGAGACCUGGUGAAGAUAGACAGUAUGAAGGAGCAGACAUUCUUGGAGAAGAAACUGAGUGACAAAAUGAACUAUGAAGAGGACAAGUUCUGGGUCAGACUGACAGACUCAGAGGAAGAGAACAAAUGGUUUUGGGUGGAUGACUCACCACUGAACACAAGGUUUGAUUGUUGUGAAAACAUUUUUGGGUGACAGGAUGUUUUUCACACAGUGGUGAAAUACCAAAGAUUAAUGUGGAAGCUCACAACCCUGAAGAGAGAGCAGUGGAGAAAGGUCAACGAGAAAGCUUCCUCAGUGACUGUCACCCUUUACUCUGAAGCCAGGAUCUUGAAAACUCUGCAUGAUGAGUCACACAGAAGGUGAAGCUCUUGACUCCCAACAACAUGCAGUGUCAAAAGGAGGGUCAAAGGUCACAUCAGAGAGAGUGGCCCUGCUGGUUCUCAGCGCUCUUUUGGUUGUCGCUCUCAUUGUUAUUUAUCGUGUCUCUAUGGUCAACAUGCAAACCAAGGAAAGUCUCCAAAUGCUGAAAACCAAGUACAAAGAAGUACAAAGACAUCUCAAUGAGACACUCUCUAGAAAGGUGGUGCCACCUUCCUGCCCACAACCUCCUGAAAUAAAACCAAGUGAUUCAUGCCUGAAAUGUGACAAAGACUGGCUGCAAUUUGGAGGGAAGUGCUAUUAUUUCUCCACCACGACUUCAUCCUGGGAAGAGAGCAGACGUUACUGCCAAAGUCAAGGAGGAGACCUGGUGAAGAUAGACAGCUGGGAUGAGCAGACAUUCUUGACAAAGGAACUGAGUGACAAAAUGAACUAUUAUGAGGACAUGUUCUGGAUCGGACUGACAGACUCAAAGGAAGAGGGCAAAUGGUUUUGGGUGGACGACUCACCACUGAACACAAGUUUGUCUUUCUGGCGAGAACAUGAGCCGGACAAUUGGGGCAGGGAAAAUCAUGAAGGAGAGGACUGUGUGAGGAUGGGAGAGAAAGGAAGACCUGCAGAGCUGAACUGUUGGUCUGAUAAAUCCUGUGAUGAGCCUCAAAGAAUUAUUUGUGAGAAACAAGCAGAAAAAGGAUUUAGUAGGGUUAUGUGUUUCUGAAAUCCAGUUGAGCUCAGACUUCUCAGACUAUUUACAGUUUUCAUCAGUUGCUUUGGCACAAUUGUCAAAUAAAAAUCAUGAUUCUUACAACACAGUGUGCUAUUCUAAAACCUGCAGUUCAUUUUCUCACAACUGUAUUCACAUUUCUUGUUUGUCGUUUCAAAUAUAUGAGUCCAAAUAUGUUCAGAUGAUCCAGUGAUGCAUUGAGUUAGUCUCUCUACACUAGACGUGUAUAUCAAAAUGUUCAUUGUGUGCAGCAAACUGUCCAAACUUUUCAAAUAUACAUGUGACAUAUAUUUCAAGAUUAUAAUAACAAAUGAACAUUGCCGUUUUAGUGCAGCUUAUCACAUGUUAAAUGUAGUUUACAGAGUAUCUCAGGGAUUCCCAUGUGAUAUGGAGGGGAGGGUUACACCAUGACAAAAAUAUGUUGCUGGAGGACAUUUACAAUGUUUCUUUUUAAAUAAAUAUUUACUUAUGCACAUGCAUUUCUGUACUGAGGCCUUUGUUUUUACUGUACUUUCAUUUAUGUAUUGUCUUUUUUUAUAUCACUGUUACAUAUAUACUUACUGUCAUUAGGGGGACAUGACAGAAAGGUGAACCGUGACAGUAAAUAAACAGUUGAAAACGGUGUUUGUAUGACAUGAGUUUAUUCAGUUGGCUAUAGAGGCUGUUUGACUUUAUUAUUUGGUUUGUGUGUGUAAGUCUCAAUAAGAAAUUACAUUCUGUCACACUGUCACAUACUAAACAUGUCAAGGAAGUUAUUUACUUUAAAAACACAAGUUAAAAGUUUUGAGUGCUCAGUAGAAAAUGGUGUGGUGAUUGCUCUUAGUGUUCACAGAGCUCUGACAGUGUUUCAGAAAAUGGUUAAAAGGAUAAGGCUGGCGAUUUUCUACAUUUUUCUUAUUGUUA